Molecule: messenger RNA, 2856 nt
Organism: Quercus lobata
Lineage: Eukaryota; Viridiplantae; Streptophyta; Magnoliopsida; Fagales; Fagaceae
Exons: 5
Coding region: 1-2856 (951 amino acids)
Molecular function (GO): zinc ion binding
Source: RefSeq, a predicted model, not a curated record
AUGGAUGACUUCACAUUUGACCUUGAAAUUCAUGUUGGGGGAUGUUUUGUGGAGGAGCUAACCAUACAAUAUGUGGGUGGGUCUGUACGUUUACUGACAGAGAUUGACCCUGACAAGUUGAGUUACUUUGAAAUUCGGGAUUUAUGCCAUCUAGUUGGUGCUCCUAAGGAACACAGUAGAUAUAAGUAUUUAAUUCCUGAUGGUGAUCUACAGCAUGAUUUAAGAGACAUAGAAACAGAUACAGAUGUCGUAAACAUGACUAACCUUCAUAAGGCAUGGUAUGCUGAAAAAAUCAUAAUCUAUACUGACAUAGAUGUAGAGCCAUUGACAGUUGAGUAUCCUGAUGCAGGGGGAGUGGCAGAUGGUGGUGUAGGUGGUGAUGCAGGAGGAGUGGCAGAUGGUGUAGGUGGUCAUGCAGGUGGUGAUAGUGAUGAUGAAGAAGAUGUUGAGGAUGUUGACAUUGAUGCAAGAGAUGAAGAACAGAAUGUUGAAGGAGAUGAUGAUGAUGAUGAUGAUAAUUGGCUAAAUGAAGGCCUAGAGGGGGAUGGCUUUGGUGAUGAUGUAUUUGCUGCUCAAAACUCAGCUCCACAAGGUUCUGCUCCCAAUACAAACCUAGAAUCAAGCAAUGCACCCCACACAGACCCUGAGUGGGCUGAGCCAGCCCUUGAGGGUGACCUGGUAAGCAUGGAUGGGUCUGAUGAUGAGCAUGUACCUGAGCAAGUAGAGUUUAAUGUUAAGAGUGACAUGAGAAAUGUUGUACUGAAGGAGAUGAAGUUCCCUAAUGCAAAGGUGUUCAGAGCUGCUUUGAGGGAGUAUGCAAUCAAAAAACCUAUUGACAUCAAAUUUAAGCUUAAUGAGAAGACCAAGAUAUCAGUUCACUGCAAGAAUGGGUGUGGGUGGAGAUGUUAUGCAUCUCAAAUAAGUGGGAAGCUAACAUUUCAAAUUAAGACCUUGAUUGAUGACUGUACUUGUCCCAAGUCUUUCAAAAACAGCCAAGCAACAUCAGCUUAUGUUGCUAAGAGGUUCAUUGAGGAUUUUAGCAAAAAUCCAAAUUGGGAGGUGAGUGGUGUACACAACCAUGUGAUGCAAAAUUUAUCUAUUGACCUAAGUGUAAACCAAGUGUAUAGGUCAAAGAGAAAGGCAAAGGAUUUGAUAAAUGGAGAUGAGCAACUGCAAUAUUGUGUCCUUAGGGACUAUGCACAAAUGAUAACCAUUGUAGAUAAGGGGAGUAGGGUUAUACUGCAGACAGAAAUGGCUGAGGAGACUUCCCAGCCAAAAUUUAAGAGGAUGUAUGUUAGGUUCAAUGCUCAGAAGGUAGGAUUUUUAGGUGGAUGCAGGCCAUUUAUAGGUUUAGAUGGUUGUCACAUAAAGCACAGAUUUGGUGGGCAAAUCUUAUCUGCCACUGCCAAGGAUGCAAAUGACAACAUUUUUCCAGUAGCCAUGGCUGUUGUGGAACAAGAAACCAGGGAGUCUUGGAUAUGGUUUUUGGAAAUUUUUACUAAUGAUAUAGGGAGGCUAGAAGAGCUUCAGUUGGUCUUCAUUUCUGAUAGGCAAAAGGGGCUUAUACCUGCAAUAGAGACACUAUUCCCUACCGUGGAGCAUAGAUACUGUGUGAAACACAUCUACAACAAUUUCAAAGUUGAUCACAAGGGAUUGGAGCUGAAGGAUGCAUUGUGGAGGUGUGCUGCUGCCACAACAGUAAGGGAGUUUGAGAGAUGCAUGCAGUACAUAAGGGAUUUGGAUGAAAAGGCAUAUGAGUAUCUUGCAAACAUUGCACCUGCACAGUGGACAAGGUCACACUUCACUCCUAGGGCCUUAACAGAUUGUUUGGUAAAUAAUUUGAGUGAGUCUUUUAAUGCAAUGAUAUUGAAGUCUAGGGACAAGCCUAUCUUGGCAAUGUUGGAGUGGAUUAGGGUUAGACUUAUGACUAGGCUUUACACAAAAAGGGAAGGGAUACAGAAGUAUGCUGGAAAGUUGUGUCCAAGCAUACAAGAUAGGUUGGAGAAAUUGAAGGUUGAAAGUAAGGCAUUUAGUGCUACCCCAGCUGGUAGUUUCCUUUAUGAGGUAGGCAGUCAGUAUGAGAGGCAUGUAGUUGAUUUGGUGAAGAAGACAUGUAGCUGUAGGUCUUGGGAUUUAAAUGGCAUUCCCUGCAAACAUGCCAUAACAGCCAUUUAUACAAACAUUGAGACACCAGAAGACUAUACCCACCCAUGCUACUUCAAAGAAACUUACAUGGAGAUAUACAAGGAGGUACUUCCUCCCAUGCCUGGCCAGUCAGAAUGGGCUGAGACUGGACAGCCUGCUCCCCUGGCACCUCACAUAUACAAACCACCAGGCAGACCACCCAAGCAAAGAAAGAGGGCUUCUGAUGAGCCUAGGAACCCUUACAAAGCAAGUAGACAGAACAGACCUGUAAGAUGUGGGAAAUGCAAAAAGGAAGGGCAUAACUCAAGAGGGUGCAAGGCUGGCAUCACUGGGGAGACACCAUGGCAGAGGAGACAGAGACUUCAAAGAGAAAAAGCUGCAAGGGAAGGGGUGCCUGCACCUAGAUCUGCACCUCAGCCUGCACCUCAGCCACCAUCCCAGCAGCCUACCCAGACCUACAACAUGAUGUCUGCCACUCAGCCUUCAUCCUCACAGCAAGGAAAUCAACCUAGGCCAUCUCACAAGAGAGCAGGAUGGUUCUCUUCCUCACAACCAGAGUUUCACACACCUAGGGAGACCUGGGAUACCUUACCAAGGUCUUCACAGCCUUCACAUGCAAGUGGGAGCACUGGUGGUGUGAGGACUAGAGGACAGCUUGCUGCACAAAGGCCACCAAAAAUGAAUCCAGUGGGUGGAAAGAGGAAAGAGUAA